AUGGCUCGCUGGCGCGCCAACUGGUGGCCGGCCACGCAGACGGCUUCGGCCACGGCCCGGCGUGUGGCUCGGGGCCACGGGGCCCAGGUGGCCAAGGCCAAGCAGACCCAUGAGCAACUCCAGGAGGGUGGCCAGCGGAUUUUUGAGACCAUGAUGGCCGGACGCCCCAAGGAGCAAGGUGCAGUUCAAUCCAUGAUGCCCGUGGAGGAGUCCUGCCCUGCCAAUUGGUAUGUGCCCAGCCCGCAGAUGCCCCAGAUCCCUCAACCGCAGCUCACGGACUACUGGUGCCAGAUGGGACACAUGGAUAUGGGAAUGAACCAGAUGAACCCGGGCAUGAGCCAAAUCGCCUAUGCUCAAGACUGGGCUUGGCCGAUGCCCUCUCCCGAACCAGAACCCGAGUUUAACGCAGCCGUGAUGAUGCCUGCCCUCGCGGGCAUGUCUGGUGCAGAGGUGGCAGCCUUGCUGGCCAAUGCAGCUAAGGACCUCGUCUAUGAGGUCGAGGAGUCAGAUGAGGAAGAGCAAGUGUUUCAACUGGUGGUGAAGCAGACCUUCUUGGAGUACAUACCCACCGCAAGGCCGCCCGGCUUCCGCGCUCCCCGGGCGCGGAGCGCGCCCAGCCGCCGAAGAGCGCAGCCAGACGCGAACAGCGAGACAUCCAUCGGAUCCAGUCUUCAUAGGUCUGGCCUUUGCAAGCCUUGCGCCUGGUUCUGGAAGCAAGGUGGUUGUGCCAAUGGCACUCAGUGCAGGCACUGCCACACGUGCCCGGACGGUGAGAUACACCGCCGCAAGCGCCUGAACCGGGAGCUCGCGCGUCGGGAGCGCCAGAAGUUCCAGACGGAGGGCUCCAAGACUCUGCCCAGCGAGGGCAGGGCCCCAGGCCAUAGCCAAGAAGACGCCCGCCGACUGCGGAAGUUUCAGACCGAGGGCGGCGCGCCGGCGGACCUGGGAAUGCCAGGUGCGCUGGAAAGUCCGCAGGCGAACGCCUCCCCAUCCUCUGGCUCAAGCGCGCGCGUGCCAGCCUGCUUCGCGGAUUCGAUGCGGGUGGCACUUGCCACUGGCCAGUUGGAGGGGAAAACGCCCGGAAAACAUAUAAAUUACGCCGAGUUUUAG
Messenger RNA from Effrenium voratum, 1110 nucleotides. The record is from the annotation of a GenBank genome assembly. NCBI's taxonomy places the organism in Eukaryota, Dinophyceae, Suessiales, Symbiodiniaceae.